Molecule: messenger RNA, 1022 nt
Organism: Dermatophagoides farinae (American house dust mite)
Lineage: Eukaryota; Metazoa; Arthropoda; Arachnida; Sarcoptiformes; Pyroglyphidae
Source: RefSeq, a predicted model, not a curated record
CUUAAAAAAUUGUAAAUUUUUUUUUUUGUUUCCUAAAAAAAAUUUAAACCAAAUGUCUUUUAAUCUGUGCACAUGUAUAUCGGUGAUGAAUAGGAAAAGGAAAAAAGAUCGUCGUCAUAUUACACAUUAUCGUUCAUAUCAUUAUGCUAAAUAUUUGGGCCUAAUUGGUUCAUUGAUAAUUUGUUUAGGCCUUGGCCUUUGGUUUAUGGUACGACCGGAAGCAACAGAGGCCAAAUUAAUAGCAACAAUAACGGUCACGGCCAUUGGUUUAAUCGUAUUUUUUAUUGCAACAUUUCUGUUUUUUAAAUCAGCCUAUCAUACAUUUAUGGAACAACGUAAUGAAAAUGUAACGACAACAACAACAGCGACAACAUCGACAACGUCGGCAACGGCAACAACGAUGGCACCACAAUCAUUAUCAUCAUCAAAAUUUCCAUUAUCAAAUACUCAAUAUUAAUAUAUAAAAUGAAAACGGAACAAGGAAAUCGAAAUCGAAACCGAAACCAAGUGAUUUAUUUUAUUCAAAAUAUUUUAUUUUUUUUUCAAUUCAAGAAAAAAAAAAAUUUUCCACAAUGACGAGACAAUCAAUUUCGUUCGUUGGCAUUCGAAUCUCAUUCAUUCAUUCAUUGGAAAAUACACACACACACAAACAUAGUUUCAAGCACUCGAAACAGGUUUUUCCUUCAAAUAUUUUGUUGGUGCUCACCUUUCUCAUCAUUUUAAUUCGAUGUCUCUUCAACAUUAUAUAUAGUUUGAUUUUAAUUUCUCAAGAUUUAUACAAGUGUGUGUGUGUGUGUGUGUUUUAAAUGAAUGAGCUCAAGAUGUUUACCAUCAUCAACAUAUAAUAAUAACAACAUCCUUAUCACAAUGUUUGUAUGACAAAAAAUUUUCGGUUACGAUAUUCGGGAAUUUAUAAUAAUCUUUAUAUUUAUGUAUCUGAUAUCUGAUUUUUUUUUCUUAAUUCACAAAGAUCUAUGAUUUAAGAAUAUUUUAUUCUGAAUGAAAUGAUUUCAUCAUUUGAA